Molecule: messenger RNA, 654 nt
Organism: Dracunculus medinensis (Guinea worm)
Lineage: Eukaryota; Metazoa; Nematoda; Chromadorea; Rhabditida; Dracunculidae
Source: the annotation of a GenBank genome assembly
CAUCAUUAUUGUGGUCGACUAUACAUAGCCAGGCGAUACAUUGCAGGUUUUGUGCAAAAAGGUGGAGAAGCAAUCCGAGAUGCACUAAUGCAAGCAGCUAAAGGUCGAGUUGAUACGCCAAUGCAUGAUUGUACAUCACAUUCCGACGGUGAUGGUACUUCUGAAGGUGGGGCAGGUAGCGAUAGUCCAUUAGCAUCGCCUUCUGGAAUAUGGCCUAGCAAUGCAUUUAUAUCGCAAUAUUCAAUGUUGGGAACAAAUGGGCUUGUUGGUCUGCAAAAAGCACUCGAGCAAGGUAACGAAUUUGAUGAUGAUUGUUCUGAUAAUUCCUCAAAUGGAAAGCGUCAGAGACAAAAUUGGAAAAAUCAUAGGACAGAUGAGGAAGGUCUUUAUGCUUGUGAUCAAUGUGAUAAAAUGUUUGGCAAACAAAGUUCUUUGGCUAGACAUAAGUAUGAACAUUCCGGUCAAAGGCCAUACAAAUGCGACGUAUGUGAUAAAGCAUUUAAACAUAAACAUCAUUUAACUGAACAUAAACGUCUCCAUUCGGGUGAAAAACCAUUCCAAUGUGAUAAAUGUUUGAAGAGGUUCAGUCAUUCCGGUAGCUAUUCCCAACAUAUGAACCAUCGUUACUCUUAUUGCAAACCUUAUAGAGAAUAA